Molecule: messenger RNA, 3245 nt
Organism: Otolemur garnettii (small-eared galago)
Lineage: Eukaryota; Metazoa; Chordata; Mammalia; Primates; Galagidae
Gene: PRPF38B
Product: pre-mRNA processing factor 38B
Exons: 8
Coding region: 1017-2063 (348 amino acids)
Cellular component (GO): precatalytic spliceosome
Source: RefSeq, a predicted model, not a curated record
AUCUUGUUCCCAGGGGCAGUUGGCGGAAGAGAUCGCGCUCUCUGGCCGCCGGCUCGCCUUCUUCCUGGAGAUCUCGCGGGCCGCUUCUCAGCGUCUGCUCUCGACCCCAGGUUCAUUUGUCGGCAUCCCCUUUGCUUUCCCUCAGCUGGCUGGGGCACUGCGAGGCGGCCCCCUCUCCCGACGGCGUUCCAUGGAGUAGGGUCCCGGACCGUUGUCCCGAAGAGCGAGAUCGAGCUUGGCCCCCUCCCUCCUCCCUUCUCCCUCCCUCCUUCCUUCCGCCGCAACAUGGCUAACAACAGCCCCGCGCUGACAGGCAACUCGCAGCCGCAGCACCAGGCGGCCGCUGCCGCGGCUCAGCAGCAACAGCAGUGCGGCGGCGGCGGCGGCGGCGCCACCAAGCCGGCGGUCUCGGGCAAGCAGGGCAAUGUCCUGCCACUGUGGGGCAACGAGAAGACCAUGAACCUGAACCCCAUGAUUCUGACCAACAUCCUGUCGUCGCCUUACUUUAAAGUGCAGCUCUACGAGCUCAAAACCUACCACGAGGUGGUGGACGAGAUCUACUUUAAGGAUUGACUCAGUCUUGCAGCGAGGCUCGGAGCAGCCCAGGGUCGCAGGUAGAGGUCACACAUGUUGAACCUUGGGAAAAAGGAAGCCGGAAAACGGCGGGCCAGACAGGGAUGUGCGGAGGGGUAAGUAGAAGUUCGAGGUGUUGGAACAGGAGGAAUUGUGUCUACAGCUUUUUGUCUGUUAUACAAAUUAUUUACUCUGAAGUUAACUCGAAAGCAAGUGAUGGGUCUUAUAACACACACAGACUCUCCAUAUAUUAGAGCUCUUGGAUUUAUGUAUAUAAGAUACACACAGCCCCCUACAGAUCUAUGGGACUGGUUUGAAUCCUUCCUUGACGAUGAAGAGGUUUGGGACUGACAAUAGCUGACUAACAUGUCCUGAGCUGUGAGAGGGCAUAGCAAGAAGGCCUUCAUGCGGACCUAGAUGUGAAGGCUGGUGGAGGCUGUGUAAUGACCAUUGGAGAAAUGCUACGGUCUUUUCUUACAAAACUGGAGUGGUUUUCUACCUUGUUUCCAAGAAUUCCAGUUCCAGUUCAGAAGAAUAUUGAUCAACAGAUUAAAACCCGACCCAGAAAAAUCAAGAAAGAUGGGAAAGAAGGUGCUGAGGAAAUGGACAGACACGUUGAACGCAGACGUUCACGGUCUCCAAGGAGAUCCCUGAGUCCUCGGAGGUCACCAAGAAGAUCAAGAAGUAGGAGUCAUCAUCGGGAGGGCCAUGGAUCUUCUAGCUUUGACAGAGAACUAGAAAGAGAGAAAGAACGCCAGCGACUAGAGCGUGAAGCCAAAGAAAGAGAGAAAGAAAGGAGAAGAUCUCGAAGUAUUGAUCGAGGGUUAGAACGCAGGCAUAGCAGAAGUAGGGAAAGGCAUAGGAGUCGCAGUCGAAGCCGUGAUAGGAAAGGAGAUAGAAGAGACAGGGAUAGGGACAGGGAAAAAGAAAAUGAGAGAGGCAGAAGACGAGAUCGUGACUAUGAUAAGGAAAGAGGUAAUGACCGAGAAAAGGAGAGGGAAAGAUCAAGAGAAAGAUCCAAGGAACAGAGAAAUAGGGGCGAGGUAGAAGAGAAGAAACAUAAAGAAGACAAAGAUGAUAGGCGGCAUAGAGAGGACAAAAAGGAUUCCAAGAAAGAGAAAAAGCACAGUAGAAGUAGAAGCAGAGAAAGGAAACACAGAAGCAGAAGUAGAAGCAGAAAUGCAGGGAAGCGAAGUAGGAGCAGGAGCAAAGAGAAGUCAAGUAAACAUAAAAAUGAAAGUAAAGAAAAAUCAAGCAAACGAAGUAGAAGUGGCAGUCAAGGAAGAACUGACAGUGCUGAAAAACCCAAAAAACGAGAACAUAGCCCCAGCAAAGAGAAAUCUAGGAAGCGUAGUGGAAGUAAAGAACGUUCCCAUAAACGAGAUCACGGUGAUAGCAAGGACCAGUCAGACAAACGUGAUCGUCGAAGGAGCCAAAGCAUAGAAGGAGAGAGCCAAGAAAAACAGAAGAACAAAGAUGAGACUGUGUGAAAAAUUUUUUGUAAAAGUGGAUCACAUUGACUCCUAUACAUGUUUGAUUUAAUCUUUUUUUUUCCCCCCAAAUUGAGAUUGUGCUGUAGUUCUGCACCCUUCAAGCUCCCUGUAGACCGCGGUUUCAUUUCCUCUUUUGUGUAGGGAAGUGCCUUUGUAAUCCCAUUUAUUGCAUUGAUGUUUUCACCCAGUUGUUGAGUUUGAUACAUGAUGCACAGAUUGUUCUUGCAUUUUUAUUGUUUAAUUGUUUUUGAAAUGUACAGUCUGUACAUAUGUCCUAAAAUGUUUUAAUUCCUUUGGCAUGAUUGCCAUGUUGGUUAAAUUUGUAUAAGGCAAUAAACUGCCACUAAUUCUAUUUUUGUUUGUAGGUGUGGGAUUAUGGUUUGUGUACUGAAGUUAGCAUGGCUGUGCUUUUCGUAAUAGAAUGCUAAAGACUUUGAGAAUGGAUUUUGGAUGUCUAUUUUAGGAGAAUUAUGUGCUGUCAGUGUACAUGAAGGCAGCAGUUGUAGGAUUAACAUUCUUGUCCACUGUAUAUUAUCUUGGAAGGCUGUUGUUAAUAUGUUAUACUUAAUAUUCUCCACAGUUAACCUUUAGAGAAUUUAUGAGAAGUUAGUUUCUGAUGCAGAGGUUUAAAUUAGGCUGUGAUUUGAUCAAAAGUCCUUUUAGCAUUCUACCUCAAAGGGACACUGUUAGUAUGCCUAAAAUUUAUUCACUUAGUUUUCCUUUUUUAUUUGAAAAAAAUACAUGACAUGUAAUCCUUUUUUUCUUGAAUUCUUUCUCAGAUUUUUAAAGUACUAUAUUAAAGAAAAAAUUAAUGUCUAUAAAGUCUAGCAUUCUUGCAGAAGUCUAUACUAACAUGUAAUUGGGAGAGGGUGGGGCAGAUGAAUAGAAAAACAGAUUCAAGCCUCAAGCUUCCAAAGCAUUUUUAUAAAUGGGAAAUACUUAAAUUAUGAAACAGCUUGAUAUAGUGUCCUUUUUAAAAUCCAAAACUUUUUUUAUUGAUAAUGAAGAUUGCUGUUUGAGUUUUUAAACUUAAUAUAGAACAGAGUAUUAAUGCUAUGCUGCAUUAUUUAAGACGAUCAGCAAAUUAUUUGAUAGAGAUUGUUCUUAUGACUUGUAUUCUGAUUACGGAGAACCAUCAUGAGUGUCAAAUAAAUACUGGAUUAAAUCCUUUAUCCUGGG